Messenger RNA from Brassica oleracea var. oleracea, 433 nucleotides. RefSeq names its product cysteine-rich repeat secretory protein 12-like. Gene Ontology annotation, cellular component: plasmodesma. The record is from RefSeq and is a predicted model, not a curated record. NCBI's taxonomy places the organism in Eukaryota, Viridiplantae, Streptophyta, Magnoliopsida, Brassicales, Brassicaceae. The annotation marks the transcript as partial. The transcript has a single exon.
CCUAUCUCAUGCAUGCAUACUCAUAUUUUGUGAUACAGACAUAUACACCCAAAGGCCAAAAGGCAACACAUCGGCGAAAGUGAUCAUGUCAGCGACAAUAGCAAUUAUCUCGAUCUCCGUCGUCAUCGCAGCCGUAUAUCUUCUCACAAAUUUUGCAUUUCCCACCGUAGAGCCGUUAGUCUACUACCACUACUGCUCUCCACCAAAGUACUUUCCAGGAUCGUCUUCCAGGUCAAACGUCGACUCGCUACUCAACAUGUUCGUAAACUCAGCUUCUAUCUAUACAUACAACAACCUCACCGUCAACGGAAACUACGGACUGCACCAGUGCCGGGGUGAUCUCUCCUCCAGUGAGUGCGUUAGUUGUGUCACGCAAGCUGUUAGCCUGCUCCAAAGUGACAGCUUUGGUGAGAGCGGCUGCGCUUUACAGCUC